CGCGAUGGAAUUGUUGUUCCAUCAUCAUCAUCAUCAGCAUCGUCGUCAUCAACUCCACCAGCACCGUCUCAUCUUCAACACUUCUACUAGCCUCCGCCGAAUCUUUCAUACUUCUAUCCGGCCUUCCGAUGUGAAUGUGUGUGACCGAGCACGGUCGUAGUUCUUCCUGUGCUGCCCCCGGUUUUUCGGUGGUUGUUUAAUAAAUAAUGCAAUCUUUUUCUACCAUCGGUGCGGUGACGAUGCUGCCGCGGUUGUUGCUGUGGUUGUGGCGGACAUUUCCCGUCGAUAGUUACGCGGUGUCGGAUCGCGCGGUCGGUCUCGCGUACAUCGGAGCGCGUACGCUGCUGUAGAGGUGGGGACCGUCCCGGGUUUUGUUUUUAUUUUCCGACCGAUUCUGCUGCUGCUGUGGGGCUCCGGUGGUCAACAAUUCCGGUAGUGGUGCUGUUGUGUUGGUGCUGCUAUUUUGAAGAUAUCGUACAAAAUAACACACGAUAGUGGCGUGGCCGUGAGUGUGUGAAGAUUUGGGCACACGUUAUCAAAAAGGGCACUGGCAUUCCGCUAGGGCUCGUAAGUCUAAAUCUCGCAAAUCAACCGUACCGUCAGAGGCCACGCAAUGUGUGGUGUAAAUAACAGUUGUUUAAGAUAGUGCUCCAUCGCUUGGUGCGCACAAGAAGGAUGUCAACUUUUUUCACCACCAACCGGCACGGGUACAGUGUGCGAUUUUCGCCCUUCAACCCGGACCAGUUCGUCGUGGCAUCGAGCCAAUUCUAUGGCCUGGCCGGUGGUGGCACGCUGUACUUUCUCGAGCUCACGCCGGACGGUUGCGGUAUCGUCGAGAAGCGUACCCAUCACUGGACGGACGGACUGUUUGACGUGACGUGGUCCGAAUCGAACCCGGAAAUCAUUGUGUCCGGUUCGGGGGAUGGCAGUGUCCAGCUGUGGAACACCAACGUGUCCAGCAACAACGGACCUCCGUCGAUGGUGUACCGGGAGCACAAGAAGGAAAUCUACAGCGUGGACUGGAGCAAGGUACCGUACGAGCAGCUCUUCAUCAGUGCCAGCUGGGACAGUACGGUGAAGAUAUGGGAUCCGAUCCGGAACAACUCGCUCAGUACGUACAUCGGCCAUACGCAGCUCGUGUACAAUGCGGUGUUUGCGGCCCACAUCCCCAACACGUUUGCCAGCGUCAGUGGUGAUGGAUUUCUGAAGAUUUGGGACAUCCUCUGUUACGAUCUACCGAUCGCAAGCAUUAAGGCUCACGAUGGAGAGGUUUUAACGGUGGAUUGGUGCAAGCAUGAUUCGAACAUUCUGGCUACUGGCGCGUCGGACGGUUUGAUACGCAUUUGGGACCUGAGAAACUUCGGCGUACCGAUCACGGAACUGAAGGGCAAUGAGUUUGCCGUAAGGAAAGUACAAUUUUCACCGCACAAUUUCUCCGUGCUGGCCAGCGUCGGAUAUGACUUUACCACCAGAAUAUGGGACUUUAAGAAGAGCAAUGAAGCGAUGGAAACGAUCAAACAUCAUUCGGAGUUUACGUACGGGCUCGAUUGGAACAGACGUCGCCGGAAUCAGCUGGCCGAUUGUGGAUGGGACUCGCUGGUGCACGUCUUCAAGCCGGAUUGCCUUUCGGAUAAGAUUUAGGGCGCCACGUGCCGGCACACACACCCGCAACAGUUCCUUUCUAUAUGGCUUCAGCUGAAGGACGUAGCCAGCUAAGGUGUAGACGUGUGAUCUAUGUGUCCCCUCCUCCAACUUCUCCCCCACUCCAACCACAGCACAUCCAACUGUCCUAAAGGUGUAGUAAGUGCUAAAGCCAAGCCCAGCGAAAUGCGGGGCGAUGGCAUUAGCAAGCCAAAAUUGUAACAUUUCGGCCAACGUGUGGAAGGUGGAAAAAUUGUGAUUUAGAUGAUAAGUAGACCAACAAAAAGAGAUGCUCCCGGGACCUGGCGCCCGCAGUAAUGGAGAUAGUCGUCACAUUGAAAUUAGCUAUUUGUACAGAAAGCGAUCGCGAAAGGCGGUUGGACUUCUAAAGCACCGCCCGGGUGGAUGGUGUAAAAUUUAUGUUUCGAUGUACAGUUGUAAUCAAAACUCGGUGAUGGUAGAGCUGCGGUAGAUGAUACUUAUGGUGCGUGGUACAGCUGUAAAAGGAUGCUUGGCAGCAGCGAACAAUAGGCCGGUGCGCAGUUUGAUGGUAGUUUAUAUUAAACUUUAACUGUUUGUAUUAUUAUUUAUUAUUCUUCAUUGAAGAUCGUUAGCUUGGUUACAUGGUUCUGUUUCUCUUUUCGCAAAGCUAUUGGUUUAUUACGAGGUAGGGCUUUUGGUUUUCGGUGCAAACAAUGUUUUAGACUAAUGGAUUAUAGUUCUGGAUAUUAUAUAAAAAAUGGUAUUAAAAAACAGGAUAGAUAAAUUUGUGACGAACCAAACACACAGGAAAUAUAUGCAUA
This is a messenger RNA of Anopheles moucheti, 2444 nucleotides long. RefSeq names its product peroxisomal targeting signal 2 receptor (gene Pex7). Gene Ontology annotation, biological process: protein import into peroxisome matrix. The transcript is spliced from 5 exons. Gene Ontology annotation, molecular function: protein binding. Lineage: Eukaryota; Metazoa; Arthropoda; Insecta; Diptera; Culicidae. The record is from RefSeq and is a predicted model, not a curated record. Gene Ontology annotation, cellular component: cytosol; peroxisomal matrix. Bases 676 to 1641 code for a protein of 321 amino acids.